This is a messenger RNA of Perognathus longimembris pacificus (Pacific pocket mouse), 891 nucleotides long. RefSeq names its product putative vomeronasal receptor-like protein 4. Gene Ontology annotation, cellular component: membrane. Gene Ontology annotation, molecular function: pheromone receptor activity. Bases 1 to 891 code for a protein of 296 amino acids. Gene Ontology annotation, biological process: G protein-coupled receptor signaling pathway. NCBI's taxonomy places the organism in Eukaryota, Metazoa, Chordata, Mammalia, Rodentia, Heteromyidae. The record is from RefSeq and is a predicted model, not a curated record. The transcript has a single exon.
AUGUCUUUGAGGUUUGUGAAGGGAACAAUCUUCCUUUGUUUAUCUGGAGUUGGCAUUGUAGGGAACAUCUUUAGUUUUUUGGCUUACGUGCACAUGUUUAACAGUACCAAGAAGAAAUAUAUACACCUUCUAUUCAUCCACUUGGCUUUUACAAACAGCAUAAUGCUUCUUUUAAAAGUGACACCCAAAACACUCGCAUACUUUGGUGUGGAGAACUUCUUAGAGGAUGUAGGUUGUAUGAUUUUUAUUUACCUAGAGAGAGUGACUCGAGGAAUUUCCAUCUGCACCACCUGUCUCCUCACCCUGGUCCAGGCCAUCACCAUCAGUCCCAGAGACUCUGUGUGGAGAAAGCUGAAGCUUCAAUCUGGGAGGCACAUCUUUUCCUCAUUGCUGUUCUUUUGGAUACUCAAUUCCUCGAUAAGCAUGAACUUACUAUUCCACAUAAAAAAUAUCAGCAGUAUGAACACAUCACAAAUUACUCGAAGUGAGGGCUAUUGUUAUUUUCUACCAGGCAACUUGGUAAUGAGAUGGAUUUUUCUUGCCCUCAUGGUCUUGAGAGAUGCUGUGUUUCAGGGGAUCAUGGCUGUGGCCAGUGGCUACAUGGUAUUUCUUCUCCACCAGCACCACCAGCAUGUUCUCUACCUUCAGAGAUCCAAGUUUGCCUACAAAACUCGCCAUGAAAUGAAAGCUGUUCACAGUGUUCUCCUUCUCAUGCUUUGUUUUCUUUUCUUUUAUUGGACAGAGUGUGUUCUUUCUCUAUUUUUAAGUUUCUUCUUAGAGAGUUAUUUCAUGAUGGUAAAUAUUCAAGAGUUUCUGAGGGUUGGUUAUGCAAUUCUGAGUCCCUUUAUACUGAUUCCCAAAGAUAGAAAUGUGGCUCAAUGUUGGCAUUGA